Lactuca virosa is the source of this 900-nucleotide messenger RNA. NCBI's taxonomy places the organism in Eukaryota, Viridiplantae, Streptophyta, Magnoliopsida, Asterales, Asteraceae. The record is from the annotation of a GenBank genome assembly.
AUCAAUUACCAUUUCAAUAUCAAAAUGGGACUAUCAAAAUGGGAGGAAGAUCUUCUCAAGAAUGCAGAUGCUGUUAUAGAUAAGUCCCCAAUGGAAGACCUCUAUGCUGGUGUGUUCUUUAACAAAAAUAGAAAGAAGUAUUGGAUUGACAAGGCAACAUUUGGCAACUGCUUCAUGGUUUUUGCAAGGGACUUUUCAGUCGCAUGGGGUAGUGACAAACGUUAUUGGGAUUGGCCAAGCAUUAAAGAAACAAGUGAAGUGUUUAUAGAUGUUGCGGAAUUGAUAAUGGUUUGUUGGUUAUCGGUGGGGUCGAAAUUUGACACAGCCAAUUUAACAGCUGGAAUGAAUUAUGAGGUUGUAUUUGUGAUGAUGCUUAAAGAAGAUAGUUAUGGGUGGAGUGAUCCUGUCACUUUUAGACUCGACCUGCCAAACGGAAACAAACAACAACAUGAAGAAAGCUUGCUUAAAAAGCCAAGAUCGCAGUGGUUUGAGAUUCAGGUGGGAGAGUUUAUGGUGGAACCAAAAAACGAUGGAAUUAUCAAGUUCAUGUUGGGAGAAACUGAUUCCGGGGGUUGGAAGAGAGGUUUAGUCGUCAAAGGUGUGGUCAUCCGACCAAAAAAGUGAGACUUGGGAGUUGGGAAUACUCGAAAUAUCUUAUUUGUUGGGCUCUAUACUUACUUAUCGGACUAUAUAUAUUUGUUAUGUAAUAAUGGAUGAGGAUUCCCAAUUUUUCCAUGCAUCAAAUUUGGGUACUAGUUGAUACUGAUUGGAUCGUAUUUGCUAUUUUAAUGUAUUGUGUAUUGUGUUAUAAAUAAGAUGUGUAUUGAGGUGCAGUAUAAAGUGCUUAGGUCCCUAAUUUGGAACAAUGUUGAUUCAAUCAUAUUUAUUUAUUAGAUGGUC